This is a messenger RNA of Electrophorus electricus (electric eel), 1532 nucleotides long. NCBI's taxonomy places the organism in Eukaryota, Metazoa, Chordata, Actinopteri, Gymnotiformes, Gymnotidae. The record is from RefSeq and is a predicted model, not a curated record.
AUGUGCAAAGCAGUCCAGGUGUCUGGUUUCUUCUUCCAGCUUCUCCUGGGGGAUCCCCAGGCUUCCCCAGGCCAGCUUGGAGACGUAGUCCCUCCAGAAUGUCCUCGGUCUACCCAUAGUCCUCCUCCCUGUUGGCCAUGUCUGGUAUACCUACGGCAGGAGGUGACCACAUGGCAUCCUUAUCAGAUGCCUGAACCACUUCAACUGGCUGCUCUUAACAGCGGCUCUGCUUUACGCUCCUCCAAAGUUCAUGAGCAGGUUCUUGCCCAGAGGGAGUGUGCCACUCUUUCCCAGGAGAUCACCAUGUCCUUCAACUUGCCUCCUUUUCUGCUUAAUGAUAAGACCGUUGGGGUCUUCCACUACCGUUCUCCACUGGGAGUGUACAAACUCAAAUACACACAGGCGCAGGAGGCCUGCAAGCAGGAGGGAGGCACUAUUGCUACAUACACACAACUGUCCUACGCUCAGCAGGCUGGGUACAGUCUGUGUUCUGCUGGAUGGCUCGAGCAGGAGCGCGUGGCCUAUCCCAUGAGCUAUUCCCACCUCAAAUGUGGCUUUGGUCACGUGGGCAUCGUGGACUACGGCAAACAAACUGACCUGAGCAGGACCUGGGACACAUUCUGCUACCGGCCAAAGGAUGUGAAAUGUGAGUGUAAGAUGGGCUACAUUGGUGAUGGAUACACUUGCACUGGAAACCUGCUACAGGUUCUCUCCUCCAAGCCCAACUUUUCCAACUUUCUGUCACAAAUCUUGAAUUGCUCCAGAACUUCAGCAUCAGGUCAAGAGUUUGUGAGGCGUCUCAGCAACAUAACCACCCAGUCCACCCUGUUUGUGCCUGAUAAUGACGGUCUCUAUGAGAACGAGACACUGUCCUACAGGGAUUUAGAGCACCACCUGAUGGAUGGGAGAGCUCUGGUGCUGCAAGCUCUCAUUAACGUCAGCCAUGUUCGAACACAUCUGGGACAUACACUCAGUGUGAAAGGGGUUCCUAGCCUGCAGAGCCCCCAGACACUGGCUUCCUCUGGAUAUGUCAAUGACCGUUACAUUAUCGAAUCUGACAUUUUUGCAUCCAAUGGGAUCAUCCAUGUGCUGCAUGGACCACCGAAAGCUCCACCUCCUCCGGCCCCUUCCCUCCACCCCGCCCACAAGGCAGGGAUGGGCAUCGGUGUUCUGUUACUCGUCAUCCUUAUCGUGGCUGGAGCAUUUGUGGCCUACCAUUUCUACACCCAGCAAUCCAAGCCUUUCCAGUUCCACUACUUCAAGGAAGAUGAGAAUGAAGACAGCAGCCCUUCUGGAUCAGCCCCGUACAUCUCCAACCCCACGUAUGAGUCCACACCUGCCCCCACUGACCCCCACCUCCCAGCAGAUGAGAAGGAUGACGAGCAGCAGAUGGUUGCCAGUGGCUCUUAUGAUCUUCUGCAGGAUAGCUGAAGAGUUGUGGGAUCUCACUCAGACACUCUCCGUACAGCUCAGAGCCUGAACUGCUGUAGAGCAGCAGGACACUCAAGUGCUGCAGUACCUUAGCAGACCAU